Cetraspora pellucida is the source of this 351-nucleotide messenger RNA. The record is from the annotation of a GenBank genome assembly. NCBI's taxonomy places the organism in Eukaryota, Fungi, Glomeromycota, Glomeromycetes, Diversisporales, Gigasporaceae.
GCCAAUCGGCGUACAAUCUUGUUGAAAGGAGCAUGGCACCACUUUCAAACAGACUUGCAGGUAUAGUUUUACCUGUGGAUUAUUACGGUUCCCACCUUAACUCACAAGACCCUAUUUUUGAAAAGCCAGUUAUAACUGAGUAUGUUGAUAUAGAAAACAUUCCAUUUCCGAAUGUUGAGUUUCCAGGGUUGGAAAAUAAUAUUGAUAAUUAUAAUGUGCCUUGGGAAUGGAUAGAAAAUGAUCUUCUUGCUACCAAUAAUGGCUUUCUUCCGCCUCUUGUAAUAGGAAAAGAUGACCAUUAUGUUAACUCGAUUCAUCUAUUAGAGUACUACGACAAGGGAAAAAUACCAG